GGCGUGGUUGAAGACACGAGAGAGAGAGAGAGAAUCCUAAAGAAAAAGCCAAAGCAUAUUAAGAAGAAGAGAACCAAAACGAACAAACCCAACCCUAAAGAAACACUAUUAUUAAACCUAUAUUUAUAGACAUUUAAAGAGAGAGUGAAAGGUGCAGAAGAAAACAGAGACAGAGUUCAAAUACCUUAAGAUCACAUCAUCAUAUAGCUUUUGUAUCAUUAAAAUGGCAGUUCAAGCUCAACACCAUUCCUCCAAUCUCCUCUUCCUCAAUAAAAGAAACGGGAAAGAGAAAGAACAUAGUAAUUUUACAUUACAAUCACAAGCAGCUGGAGAUUUUCUUGAUCAAACCAAUAUGUUAUUCAACAAUGGAAGUUCUAAUCAGAGAAAAAGAAGAAGAGAAACGAACAAUCAUCAGUUAUUACCUAUGCAGUCUCAUCAGUUUCCUCAAGUUAUAGACUUAUCUCUAUUACACAACUACAAUCAUCCACCGUCGAAUAUGGUUCAUACAGGACUCCGAUUAUUUUCCGGCGAAGAUCAGGCACAAAAGAUUAGUCACCUGUCUGAAGAUGUUUUUGCUGCACAUAUCAAUAGGCAAAGCGAAGAACUUGAUGAGUUUCUUCAUGCCCAGGCGGAGGAGCUACGGCGUACAUUAGCGGAGAAGAGGAAGAUGCACUAUAAAGCGCUUCUUGGUGCCGUGGAAGAGUCGUUGGUUCGUAAGCUGAGGGAGAAAGAGGUAGAGAUAGAGAGAGCCACGCGCCGUCACAAUGAGCUGGUGGCACGUGACUCGCAGCUGAGAGCGGAGGUGCAAGUAUGGCAAGAGAGAGCUAAAGCGCACGAAGACGCCGCCGCGUCGCUGCAGUCUCAGCUCCAGCAAGCCGUUAACCAAUGCGCCGGUGGAUGUGUAUCGGCGCAGGAUAGUAGAGCGGCGGAGGAAGGGCUAUUAUGCACCACAAUCAGCGGAGUGGAUGACGCCGAGUCGGUGUACGUGGAUCCGGAGAGAGUAAAGCGGCCGAAUUGCAAAGCUUGCCGGGAAAGAGAGGCAACGGUGGUUGUGUUGCCGUGUCGGCAUCUGAGCAUCUGCCCGGGAUGUGACCGGACAGCUUUAGCUUGCCCGUUGUGUCUCACGUUGCGGAAUUCAAGUGUUGAAGCUAUCUUUUGCUAAAUGGGCCUAAUUCAAGCCCAUUAGGUUGUUAUCGUAAAUAGAACUUAGUAGGUAACACAAAUAUAAAUUUCAUUGGUAUAUGAUAUACCGUAUAUCGAAUCCACUAGCUAUUAAGGAAGCCCUCUAAAUUUUACAACAAAAGAAGUUUUUUUUUUUUUUUUUUACUUUUCAUUACUUGGGAUUCUUUACACAGAUAUGGGAUAUGGAAAUGUUGCUAUUCGUACAAAAUAGUUAACUAAGCUAAGAAACCCAUUUUUGGGGGGCC
This is a messenger RNA of Arabidopsis thaliana (thale cress), 1427 nucleotides long. RefSeq names its product SBP (S-ribonuclease binding protein) family protein. The transcript has 4 exons. Bases 224 to 1162 code for a protein of 312 amino acids. NCBI's taxonomy places the organism in Eukaryota, Viridiplantae, Streptophyta, Magnoliopsida, Brassicales, Brassicaceae. The record is from RefSeq and is marked reviewed.